Messenger RNA from Entrophospora sp. SA101, 384 nucleotides. NCBI's taxonomy places the organism in Eukaryota, Fungi, Glomeromycota, Glomeromycetes, Entrophosporales, Entrophosporaceae. The record is from the annotation of a GenBank genome assembly.
AUGACAAAAAUACAACCUUACCUUCGAUUACAACAACAACAAAAUCAGCUGCACGAUAAUGAUGUUAAUGGCGAAGGAUUUGUGCUAUAUUUAUCAAAAACCCCAUCUUGCAUUAUAACGUUUACUGGUUGGAUACUUGAAUAUCCCGUAAUUUAUGCAUUGGAUUUUGGUUUCAUUGUUAAUGAGAAUGAGGAUGAAAACGUUGAGAAUAACGUGGACAAGAAAAAUAAUUUAGGAAAUCAAGGAUUAAUUUUAUUUCAAUUAUUUUUAAAAUACAAUCAGAACAUUCCGGGUUUCGGUAGAGAAGAAAGUUCCAGAAACCGGUUUGAUUCGCUCAAUUCAGUUCGUUCAGAACUAGUAUACGAAACUAUUGAUAUUGAGUGA